CGGUGCGAGUGCUGAGUUGUUGGUAACAGCGAGCGAUCGAGGCAUUCCAGUCAGUAACGAGUUGAAAGUGGCUCAAAACGCGUCGCUGAACGAUGGCUGAAAACGUUUAAGUUAAAAAGCGGAUUUAAAUCAUAUAAUAUUGGUGUACAAAAUACAGAAAUAAGCUUAAAAAUUAAGUCUCCGGACAUCCCCUAGAAAAAAGUGAGAAAAUGUGGAGAAACUAACAGGAAUACUAUGAAAAAUUCUGUGAAACUUGGCCAAGAUAAACUCGUUUGCACCAAUACACAUGUGCCUAUACGUAUAAGGGCAACGCAAAAUACUCAGACUCCAGAAGCCAGCAAUUAAAAAAGAAGUUAGUCAGUUAGCGUCUGGGCCGCGUUACUGGUGUAUGAAUCAUACUUUGGAUACGUUUAAAAAUAACAAAACAAAAACCUUCCAAGGAGGAAAAAGUUGUAACUCUGCUGAUGUAAACUUCGAUCAAACUUAGCGGAACGAGCUCGCUUCAAAGCCAAAUACCCAUAACAAGUAAAUUAAGCACACAUUAAAAAAUACCUCAAAUGUCGGUCAGGAAGUUAAGUGCCCUAUCGCUCUCCAUUGGUGGAGUUCCGUUGAUUCCAAGUGUUUCAUUGGUAGCUGCGGCCAAUGGAGAGAGUAAGGAUUGCCAUGGCACGAUCUGUCAUCCGGUCAAUGAAUUUUGCUAUGUUGCAACGGAGAGAUGUCAUCCAUGCAUCGAGGUCUGCAAUAACCAAACCCACAACUACGAUGCGUUUCUGUGCGCCAAGGAAUGUUCAGCUUACAAGACAUUUGAGCCGUUAAAAGCGGAGAUGCUGGACAUCCAGAAUACCCAGCAGCUGAUCCUCUUGUUGCUGACUAUCCUUCUCGUCCUGAUUGCGCUUCGUUGCGCGUUCCAGUUCCUUCGAUGGCUGAUAGGCAACCGGUGCUUCCAGAAGCUGUUGCGCCGUCUCCAAUCGAAGGCCUACCCUCAUCCGGCAACUGCUAAUGGAAAGGAUCUCAAUGCUACCACCAUACAGAAUCUGAAUGCCAUUAACCAUCCUGGCAGCGACCUUGAGCGGGCGCAAUCACAGAUCUACAGUGUGGCAGGUGCCGCCGAGGGUUCCGUUGUUACUAUGACAACGCCGGUGAGCACUCGCUAUCCGGCGGAAAACAGCACCACGCCCACAACAGUUAUGACAGAGAUCGGAUACGGAUACGAUAAUCAGGCCAUGGUCGUAACGCCGGUUUCCGAGAAACCAUCAGCAGCGACGAUUCCUGUCGCUUUCUAAGGCCAUACAAGUACUUGAAAAUUCUUACUUCUAAAUCAGUCCAGCGAAAGCAAAAUGUGCACCACAUUAAAACUAGUGAUAUUUUCCAUAGUUCUUAAGCAAGAAGUCUUCUUUCAAUAUGGAAUACAUAAACAUAUCUGUAGAUUGUACGCGUUAAGUGACAGGUUUAUAUAUGUGGGGACAUAUGUUUGAUAAUCCAAUGCGGCCCUGAAAACUUAUAUUCGAUCUGUAAGAAAUUAUUUGUAAAGGAACGAAUUGUUCAAGAAUACUUUUACUCCUUACUUUAAUAUUUUCCUUAAAGAAACGAUAAUACUUACAACAUCACAACUAUGAAUGAAGAAAUAUAACUGUAAAGAAAUAUAUUCAUAAUGUUCAUUUUAUUAUCAUGUCAAAUUUUUAAUGUGGAAGAGUUUGGUAAAAUGGUAAUAUGGGGAAAACUAAUACAAGCGCACUCACCACAAU
Molecule: messenger RNA, 1745 nt
Organism: Drosophila mauritiana
Lineage: Eukaryota; Metazoa; Arthropoda; Insecta; Diptera; Drosophilidae
Gene: grnd
Product: protein grindelwald
Exons: 3
Coding region: 558-1283 (241 amino acids)
Source: RefSeq, a predicted model, not a curated record